UGUUAGUUGGCAGUCGACGUAUUCAUGUGUUGGCUUCUUCUCAUUGGCCGAUUGUGAACCCGGUUAACCAUAUUUUCCAUUCUAAUUACAAUUAAAUUAAUUUGUUUCUUUUUUUUAUAAUUAAUUUACUAUUUUUCUAAACGAAUUUUAAUGAUUACAAGUUAGUGUUUAAUUGGUUUAAAUUGUUCCAUCUUCUUUUUUUUAUACUCUUUUGUUUUGUUUCUUUGUGGAUUAGCUUAUGAUCAAAGAAUCAUCAUUAUCAAUGAUGAUACUUCAAUCUUGUAAUAGACUUUUUGUUAUUCUUUUUUUAACCAUUUACUGUGGUUGUCUUGGUCAAGUUCCGUCAAAUAAUCAAUCAUAUGAUCCACCACAUCGUCGAUUUGAAUAUAAAUAUUCUUACAAAGGACCUUAUCUUGCCCAAAAGGAUGGAACUGUUCCCUUCUGGAUUUAUGAAGGUUCAGCUAUUGCUUCUGAAGAAAUGGUUCGGAUUACUCCGUCUCUAAGGUCAAAAAAAGGAUCAAUAUGGACUAAAAUGCCAACUACUUUUGACCAUUGGGAAAUUGAAUUGUGGUUCCGUGUAAAUGGCAGGGGUCGACUUGGUGCUGAUGGUUUAGCUUUUUGGUAUACGGACAUGAAAUAUCCAGAAGGUCCAGUCUAUGGGUCAGCUGAUAAUUGGAGAGGUUUGGGUAUUUUCUUUGAUUCUUUUGACAACGAUGGUAAAGGAAACAACCCUUACAUUAUGGCGAUGGUUAAUGAUGGUUCUAAAAGUUAUGACCACCAAUCAGAUGGAUUUAAUCAACAAAUGGGAGGCUGUCUAAGAGAUUUUCGUAACAAACCUUUCCCAGUUCGAGCUAAAAUUGAAUAUUACAAGAACGUUUUAACAAUCCUUUUCCACUCUGGUAACAGUAACAAUGAAGAUGAAUAUGAAAUGUGUACUCGAGUCGAGAAUGUUUUCCUUCCACAAAGAGGCUACUUUGGAGUCUCCGCAGCAACCGGAGGAUUAGCUGAUGAUCAUGAUGUUCUUAAAUUCCUUACAUAUUCUCUGCAUGUUCCAGGAAGUCAACCAGCAAUUCCACAGGCAACUGGAGCACUUGCUGAUCAAGAGAAAGAAAAAGUCUCUAAAGAAUAUGAACUUUAUAAAGAGAAACUAGAGAAACAAAAAGCAGAUUAUUUCCAAUCACAUCCCGAUGAGGCAAGGAAAAUGCGGGAACAGGAAGACAUGUCUCCAGAUCAUGAGUACGAAAGUCUCGGUGAAAAAGAAUUACAACAAAUCUUCACAGGUCAAAGUCAAAUAUUCGAUGUUCUUAAAAAUUUAAACAGAAAACUGGAUGAAAUCAUUGGUAGACAAGAACGAACUCUCUCCAUGGUCGGUUCUUUCCAAGGGGCCAUGCAAGCAGGAGUAACUGCUGGUGGUGGUGCCCCUCAUCAAGGCGGAGGUCCACCUCCUAUUUUACCAGCACCAAUUCAACGUCAUGAAGUUGAAUCUUUAUUAUCUCUCCAACAAGAAUUGGUUCGUAAUUCAAGAGACAUGAAAAGUUCAAUUCUCGCACAAGCAAAUGCUCAAGCACAACCCGCCUCAGCCCAAGCUGCCCCUCACUCUGUGCAAUCAUUAAAUCAACAAAUGUUAACUGAUAUUCGGGAUAGUAUUAAUGUAUUAAGAAAAGACUUGGGUCAAAUCGGGACUCGUGUAAUGGCCGGUGGAGGAGGCGGAGGUGCGCCCAAUGGUAAUGCACAGCCAAUCGUCAGUUGUCCAACAAUUAACUGCCUCUCUUUUACUUAUUUCCUCGUCAUAACAUCGGUUCAAUUUAGUAUCGUAUUGGGCUAUCUCGUCUACAAGAGUAGUAAGGACAGUCAAUCUAAAAAAUUUUAUUGAUUAUUUUUUUCAUAAACAAAUAAAUUUAACCAAAAUUAAUUGUGAUCACUUAA
This is a messenger RNA of Panonychus citri (citrus red mite), 1926 nucleotides long. RefSeq names its product protein ERGIC-53-like (gene ergic53). The record is from RefSeq and is a predicted model, not a curated record. Gene Ontology annotation, cellular component: endoplasmic reticulum-Golgi intermediate compartment; COPII-coated ER to Golgi transport vesicle; endoplasmic reticulum membrane. The transcript has a single exon. Gene Ontology annotation, biological process: endoplasmic reticulum to Golgi vesicle-mediated transport; Golgi organization; endoplasmic reticulum organization. NCBI's taxonomy places the organism in Eukaryota, Metazoa, Arthropoda, Arachnida, Trombidiformes, Tetranychidae. Gene Ontology annotation, molecular function: D-mannose binding. Bases 239 to 1873 code for a protein of 544 amino acids.